Messenger RNA from Ostertagia ostertagi, 357 nucleotides. NCBI's taxonomy places the organism in Eukaryota, Metazoa, Nematoda, Chromadorea, Rhabditida, Trichostrongylidae. The record is from the annotation of a GenBank genome assembly.
AUGUUCUGGGUGGUCUGGAUGAACUAUGCUAUCCAUGCAGCUAUGUACAGCUACUAUCUCCUACGCUCUCUUCGUAUCCAAGUUCCACCUCAUAUUGCUCAAAUCAUCACCACCUCGCAAAUGGUUCAGUUUGUCAUCGCCAUAGCUGCUCAACUACAUGUCGGUUUCCUCGCCGUGACCAGUGGUGGAGACGCUUCGUAUGCGGUGUCAUUCAGAGGCUGGUCAAUUGGCGUGUUCAUGCUUGUCACCUAUUUGAUGCUGUGGAUACGGUUUUACAACAUCAGCUACUACAGCAAAGGUGGCAAGAAGUAUGUGUCGCACGUGAAGGCGGAUGGUGUCGCCAAAAAGGAACAUUGA